AUGCUGAGGACCACUUUGAUUAGGGCGAAUAAACACUCUCCUUUGGCAGGUCUCAAUCCAGUCGCAAACAAAAAGGACCAGUUGGAGAUCAGUUCCCUCACAAAACGCCGAGAAGUAACAGACCUCAAAGCUCUUCCUAAAUACAUGCAGAAACGCGCAGAAAAGUACGGCUGGAACACGCCAGAUCGGAUCGCUCCCAAUGUCGGGCCUCUUGUUCCUGGACUACCGGUUUAUCAAAGCACGAGAAAACAGAGGAGCUUGGAGUUUAUUGGAUGGAUUUUGAUUUUUUACGGAAUUUACGAAUUGGGAGAAAUUAUGAAGGAUUUCGCGGCGAAGGUUCCGACGAAAAGGGAAAAACAGGAUUUGGAGAGAUAUCAGAAAGCGAGAGAUCUUCUCAUGUCGAAAGAUUUGAAGGAAUCCGAAAAGCAAAGCUUAUCGCUGGAAAACUUCGAGAUGCCGAUUUUAUACAAUAUCAUGGCCAACGACGGCAUCGAAUUUUACGUCGUCUUACUGUACAUUCUCGGCGGCUUUUCACUCGCUUUACGUGUUAUUUAUUUAUCCUUCCGCGCCUAA
Messenger RNA from Oikopleura dioica, 573 nucleotides. The record is from the annotation of a GenBank genome assembly. Lineage: Eukaryota; Metazoa; Chordata; Appendicularia; Copelata; Oikopleuridae.